GCUAACAUAUAUAAUAUUUACUCAAUGUCUGAUUGCAAAUUGGACACGUAUUCCAACUCAAUCCACAAGAUUGGCGACCAAUUGCGGCGCGAGGCACGCAGCACGUACAAUCGACUGCGGUCAAUUGACGACGACGCCGGGUUUGUGCGCAAUGUUUCUGAACUGCUUCCAUCAUACCCAGUGAUAGCCAACGAGCGGUGCGGGUUAUGGUAUGUUGAUCCAUCGGUGGCUCACGCGCAGACAGUAUACUUCAAGUCCACGGACGGGCACAACGGCAAUUGGAAAUUUAGUCUGCGUAGGGCCAACACGCAACUGUUUAAUGUGUUGCGACAAUACUCGGGAUGCCUCAUUGUUGACUCGACAAGGCAGGGCAAGCGCAUGCCGGAUUCGUUUUCGCGGACAAUACCGAUUUGGUGCGCCGUCUGGAACAUGGCCAGAUCACUGGUCGAGGGUCUCCAACCUGAGACAGGUGUCACGGAGGUGCAUGUGCCGCCCAGCAUUGUGUCACCUUCGGAGAGAAGCCAGAUCAACAAGCUGGUUCCGGGAUUUGCAAAGUCGCUGGUUGAGUCGGGAAUCGAUGUGCAAGGCUUAUUGCAGGGUAUAUCCAAGCCGCUGCGUCCGAUUUGGAUAACCCAGGAUCACAGCUUAUUUAUGCCUCCUGAUUUCACCGAUGCCAACUUUAUCCCGAUCGUCUGUGUCUGCGCAUCGGCGGUGCUAUUCAAUGAUCAGCGCGUGGAGGCGUCCUUCGGCCGCAGUGCAUACUUGUACGUGCAGGGCUCUGCCGACGACCAUGAGCUGUGGGCGCAGGGCCUGACUGCGCGGCUAUUCUGGAAGCACCGGAGGCAACUCUUGGAAAACAAGGACACUUGCUUGGAUGUUGCGCAGAGCAUUGUUCUUCGGGAGAGGCAGUCCGAGGGAGACGACGAUUUGGGUGCCUGUGGCAAAUUUAACUUUGUCGCGCAUACCAAUAUUGCAGUUGGAGGGCGUGUUGGUGGCCGUCCACCCGAGUGCUGGUCGCAAUUUGACGCUGUCAUUAAUUGCGGAUCUCCCGAGUACGAACCAAACAAGGAUAGGGCGCUGGAGUCGCAGUAUUUGUUUUUGUCCAUUCCCGAGGGCAAGCGGGGCCAGGUGGAGCUCGGCCGCUCGAUUCCACAAGCGCUCGAGUUUGUGCGGUCCUUUGUUGGCGAUCCGCAAAAGCGCAUAUUGGUGCACUGCAGCCAGGGUGUGGACCGCUCUGUAGGCAUCACUUUGUCAAUUCUGGCCAAAUACUACGACGGCAAAGGGCACUAUUGCGAGAACACUUCAAAAGACAUUACCAAGGAUUCAAUUAAAACUCGACUUUUGUGGAUCACGACUUCUCGCACAAAGGCCAAUCCGUCGCGGGCAACACUCAAGCAGGUUAAUCGGUUCUUCCUGGACAUUGUCUGAUGUUGGCAUUCAAAUGUUUUCUUUAUUAUUUGUUAGAUAAAUUGGUCUUAACAAAGAAUUAAAG
Messenger RNA from Kickxella alabastrina, 1492 nucleotides. RefSeq names its product tRNA A64-2'-O-ribosylphosphate transferase. Gene Ontology annotation, biological process: charged-tRNA amino acid modification. The record is from RefSeq and is a predicted model, not a curated record. Gene Ontology annotation, cellular component: cytoplasm. Gene Ontology annotation, molecular function: tRNA adenosine(64)-2'-O-ribosylphosphate transferase activity. Bases 25 to 1428 code for a protein of 467 amino acids. The transcript is spliced from 4 exons. Lineage: Eukaryota; Fungi; Kickxellomycota; Kickxellomycetes; Kickxellales; Kickxellaceae.